Molecule: messenger RNA, 714 nt
Organism: Pterocles gutturalis (yellow-throated sandgrouse)
Lineage: Eukaryota; Metazoa; Chordata; Aves; Pterocliformes; Pteroclidae
Product: fasciculation and elongation protein zeta-1-like
Exons: 5
Cellular component (GO): cytoplasm; axon
Source: RefSeq, a predicted model, not a curated record
AGGAGGAUGGAGGCGCCCCUAGUAAGCCUGGAGGAGGAGUUUGAGGAGGGGCCGGGAGGUGAUGGGGGGACCCCGCAACGUACUCCGGACCCAGCGCUGGCUGAGUUGGAGAGUUUCUCCGCCGAGAUGAUGAGCUUCAAGUCGAUGGAGGACCUGGUGCAGGAGUUUGAUGAGAAACUCACCGUCUGCUUCCGCAACUACGACGCUACUACCGAGGGGCUGGCCCCCGUGCGGGGGUGUCUGCAGGCGCAGGAGGAGGAGGAGCACCUCCAAGAUGAGGAGGUCUGGGAUGCUCUCACCGAUGGCUUCGCCCCCCGGAGCUCCCCCAGACCCUGGCUGCACCCCGGGGACGAGGCCCCCGACAGCACCGACCCCCAGCUCUGCGAGAAGGAGGAGGAGGAGCUCACUGAGAGGAGUGAGCAAGACUCGGGCAUCAACGAGGAGCCGCUACUGACGGCCGAGCAGGUCAUUGAGGAGCUGGAGGAGCUGAUGCAGAGUUCACCCGACCCGGAGGCCGACCCUGAGGGUGAUGAGGAUGAGGAGGAGGAAGAGGAGGAGGGAAGCGAGGCCGAUGCUGAAGGCAAAGGCGGUGGCGGGGGCACGGAGCCCAUCCUGCUGCGGGAGCUGCGUGCUUUCUCCCCUGCCUUCAACAACAACUCCCAUGAAGGGCUGGGCCGGCUGUCUGCGCGGGAGCUGUCGGCGGCAGCGGGGCGG